This is a messenger RNA of Lampris incognitus (smalleye Pacific opah), 2356 nucleotides long. It is a transcript of the gene zc3h14, whose product is annotated as zinc finger CCCH-type containing 14. The coding region runs from base 77 to 2167 and encodes 696 amino acids. NCBI's taxonomy places the organism in Eukaryota, Metazoa, Chordata, Actinopteri, Lampriformes, Lampridae. Gene Ontology annotation, biological process: regulation of mRNA stability. The transcript is spliced from 17 exons. Gene Ontology annotation, molecular function: metal ion binding; poly(A) binding. Gene Ontology annotation, cellular component: cytoplasm; nucleus. The record is from RefSeq and is a predicted model, not a curated record.
CUUGCCUCUCGUCACUGUGGUUUGGACGCGCCGGCAAUAUUGUAACUAUUUUCACUAACUGGACGAAGCGCCAAAUAUGGAGAUCGGCACGGAGAUUAGCAAGAAAAUAAGGGCGGCUAUCAAGGGAAAGCUCCAAGAGCUUGGAGCAUAUGUCGAUGAUGAGCUUCCUGACUACAUCAUGGUGAUGGUUGCGAACAAGAAGACUUCUCAGCAGAUGGCCGACGACCUUUCCCUUUUCCUUGGAAAUAACACCAUCAAGUUCUCUGUCUGGUUACAUGGUGUCUUGGAGAAAUUAAGAUCUGUGGCAGUAGAGCCUGUGUCUUUGAAACCUCAGCUUCAGUCCGACAGUGACCCCGUGGCUGAUAACAGCAAUGUGUUUGUGAAAGAAGUCAUGAGAGGAGAGGAGUCAAAAAGCUUGGCCGUAUCCAGCUCGCGCUCUGAAAGAGUCGAGACCCGCGUGUCAAGCUCUGCUCAUGAAAAGAGAGGCCCAUUGGAGAGGGGUUCCUCCCGUCUUACCUCUACAGUCAAGCCCCUCAUUGAGCUGCCUCCCUCAGAAGCUGUCAUUGACAUCAAACCUGAGAUGGAUGAUGACCUUAUUGCAGAAGAACCUGUAGUAAUGGGUGCCAACACUGGUCGCUCUCGCAGCACAGCUAGUCGACCCACAGCCCAGAUCUACAGGCCAUCUCGAGGAAGAUUGACAUCAGGUACAUCUGAAGAUACAUUCAGAUCCAUGGAAGGGCCCUCUCACAGCAGACAGCAGCACAGCCACCUGCAGGACAGCAGAAGCAACAGACCCUCCAGAAAUGGGUCAGCUAAGGAGGAAAUUUCUCGGAAGCGCAAGACCCCCGUUGCAAGCUCAGUGGUCCGGGUAAACCGGACAGCUAAAGAAGAUAGUGAUGACAUGGAAGAGGAUGACGAUGAAAGUUAUGGAGGCAGAGGCCUGUCAAGCAGGGUGUCCCUGCCUGCCAAACCAGAACGCAAACCUACUCUACCACCAGCCAAACAAGCUAACCGCAAUCUUAUAUUGAAAGCCAUCUCUGAAGCCCAGGACUCUAUCACCAAGACUACAGCAUACCAAACAAUACCACAGCGACAAACUGUUCCUGUAGCACCCCGUACCCGCUUGGCGAGCACUGAAGAGAUGACUGCGGCCAUUCAGCUAGUGAAAGAGCAUCUGCAGACCCUGAACCCCCGGGUGCAGUCCUACACACCCACAGAGCUUCAGCCCGCUAAAAGACCAGCUCCCACCAGAUCUCUGGCUUCACGCCUUCAGCUGGACCUACCAGUGAGCAACAUCAUAAAAGAGCAGUGUGACUACAUUGCUCCGGAGGAAGUGGAGGUGGCUGAAUCCUGUGAGCCAAAGAACUUUGAUACCCGUUCCUUCAUUAUGAGUCGUCCCUUACUGGAAGAAACUCAAAGCAGAAACCAGCUGCAACCUCAAGUCAAAGAAGACAUCCAGCCUGCUAUACCACGAACCGUCCAAGCUAGUAAGGAAAGCACAGUCAACUCAGCCAGUCCCAAAUUCAUUGUGACAUUGGAUGGGGUACCCAGCCCAAUGGGGAACCUGGGGGACUGUGACAUGGAGCUGGAGGAUGUCAGACCACCCACAAAGGUCACUGAGGCCACAAUUCACCUGAACAGAGAAUCCAAAGUCAGCAUUCUUCACAGGCUGCAGGGAGGCACCAAUUUGCCAGAAGAUGGGAUGGAAGUUGAGACAGGUGAAGAGGAAGCUGUUCCUUUCAAGAGACAGAAGGUUCAUGAGCGCUGCAAGUUCUGGCCCGUUUGUAAAAGUGGAGAUGAGUGUCUGUACCAUCAUCCAACCACUCAGUGCAAGACAUUUCCGAGUUGCAAAUUUGGGGAUAAAUGUCUCUUUGUCCAUCCCAGCUGUAAAUAUGAUGCCAGAUGUACCAAGCCAGACUGUCCUUUUACACAUGUCAGUCGCAGAAGCACAGUUGCCCCUCCAUCCAGACCAGCAGUGCCAGCACCACAGACUGGUAGUGUUUGUCGAUUUUUCCCAGAGUGCAAGAAGGCGGACUGUCCAUUUUACCAUCCUAAGCCUUGCAGGUUUGCUGCCCAGUGUAAACGAGCUGGAUGUACCUUCUAUCAUCCAACCAAGGCCGUGCCCCCGAGACAUGCCCUGAAGUGGACAAAAACUCAGAGCAGUUAAGUCUACGACAGCGUCUAAGAAAUGCUACGAUGGAAGAUUCAACGUGCUCUUGUGACAGAUAUUUGGUUACAUGGUUAUUUCAUUGGUUCUCAAUCAUAUUGUCAAUUUCUUUAUUGUGAAUUGCUUUUUCAGAAAAGUGACUUUAUAAAUGUUCAUUUGUACUAAUACUGUGAGUAUAUAUUAAAAUAC